Naegleria fowleri is the source of this 1842-nucleotide messenger RNA. RefSeq lists its product as uncharacterized. The coding region runs from base 1 to 1842 and encodes 613 amino acids. The record is from RefSeq and is a predicted model, not a curated record. NCBI's taxonomy places the organism in Eukaryota, Heterolobosea, Eutetramitea, Acrasida, Naegleriidae. The transcript is spliced from 5 exons. Gene Ontology annotation, molecular function: phosphatase activity. Gene Ontology annotation, biological process: dephosphorylation.
AUGAACCUUUUCAGAGCCUUGCUGCCAGUGCUGUUGUUGUUGUUGGUGAUCGAGUUCUCGGCAUUUGUAGUUUUCGGAAAGAUUGUUCAGAUUCAAGUCUUAUCGAGACACUGCGACCGUUCACCUGUUUCAUUGUAUCAAAUUCCGAAUGAUAAGUGGGAUUGGCAGAAUGAUUUGGCCAUGUAUUCGUAUGCGGGUGGAAAACAGCCCUCUGUGAAGGUACCAUUUGGUCAGGGUCAGCUCACUGGACUUGGACUUCAACAAUGUUUCCAGGUUGGACAACAAUUCAAUCAAAGAUAUCUUUCGAGAGUGAUGAAUUCCAAUGGAGCAAACGUAGCAAAUCCCAAUGUCAUUGAUGGUCUUGUGUAUCCAAUGGAUAACGAUGCAACUUCAACUGCACACUGGAAUCCUCAACAUUUUAGAUUCUAUGCCACAGAUUAUGAUCGAACUUUAUUUUCAGUUUUUAGUAUUGCACAGGCCAUGUUUCCACUGGGAACAGGUCCUGCCACUGAUAUUUCACUCAAUGGUCAACAAAGUUCAUUACCAAACUUUCUACAACCCAUUCCAGUACAUACACAAACCUCCAUCAACGAGUUGUGGAUGAGUGCCUAUGGAAAGUGUCCAGCCAUCGAUCAGAGAAAUGAAGAGAAUGAACAAUCACAAGAAUAUUUGGACAAAAUGCAAAAAUUUAAACCAUACCUUACCAAACUUUCGAACUGGACAGGAAUUCCAUUUCAAAAUGACCUUAUUUCAAGCAGCUCUGUCACAUCAUCACACUCGAAAUCAAAGAAUACAGGAUUGUUAUCUUUCUGGUUUUCUGAAUCCAACAAUGAGAACAAUGAAAAGGUCAUUCCUUUCUACAAAUUAAUUUCAGACCCUUCCUUAAUGAACCAACGCGGCGACAUUCAGGACUAUCCUGUCUUCAAAAAACCCAUUGACUAUUCUUCCUUAUACAUUGUCUAUGAUCUUCUCACCGUUCAAAAAUCUCACAACAAACUCACUCUUCAACCCAUUCUUGACUCGUGGGAUCAAGUCAAUGCUAUUGGAAAUAUUGCCACACUCGAAACCUUCUCACGAAAAGUUCAAGGAAAACUAGGAGGUGGACCACUCGUUCAGAAAAUGAUUGUCGAGAUGGACAAGAUGGUGGCUUCUCUCACUGGUAGUGGUGGCGCUGUUCCACGAAAACCCUAUCCCUAUGGUGAAGAUCCUGAUGAACCCUCAAACAUUCCUUACAAGUAUGUUCAUUACAGUGCUCAUGAUGUGAGUAUUUUGUCGCUGAUGGCAGCGCUUCGACUCACGGAAGAUUACUCAGAGUUACGAAAAAUUCCAAAUUAUGGAGCACACAUCAUUGUGGAAUUACAUCAAAGUGACACUGUUACUACUCAAAAACCCACGGAAAAAGAUUUCUAUGUGAGAAUUCGAUACAAUAGUGGAUUCAAUGAAACCUCUUUUAGGGAAUAUUCAUUGUUGUCAUUGGGAGGAACGGGUUGUCAAAUGGGAUCAGACACUUCCUUCAAUUGUUCCUUCUCAAGUUUUAAGGAUGUCUGUUAUGCAGAUGCCAUUCCACAUGAUUGGUGCAUGGAAUGUCGAAAUAACAAGGCAGAUAUUUGUGUGAGAGCAUUAUAUGAAGCAAAGAGAAGUGAGAAUACGAUUUUGAUGAUUAUGCUGCCCAUUCUUGGAGGUUUUUCAUUCAUUUUGUUGUGUUUUGUGGCUGUCAUUUGUUUGAGAAGUAGUAAGCUGUCGAGAUAUGUUCGAGGAGGGUCUUCAGCGAAUUCAACUCCGUUAGCAGGUAGUGAGGGUAUUAAUUAUGGAGGAGGAUCUUAUUAUAAUUCUCUGAAAUAA